CGUAAAAGAGAAAGGAAGUAUUUAGUUCAGUCCGAGGUUUCAUUGGAAGACAAACUCGAAGAUAUUUUAGCGCAGUUUUUAUCUUCAAGUCGGAGUCUCUUUCUUUUAUUAUUGUUUGCCACUCUCAAAGGAGAAAUCUCAACACUUUGAAAAUGUCUUCCUUUAACAAAGGUCCGGCUUAUGGGUUAUCCGCAGAAGUGAAAAACAAGAUUGCACAGAAGUACGACCCUCAGAAGGAAGAGGAGCUCAGGAUCUGGAUCGAAGACAUCACCGGCAGUUCCAUCGGCCCCGACUUCCAGAAAGGCCUGAAAAACGGAGUCCUCCUGUGCGAACUUAUUAACAGGCUGCAGCCAGGCUCUGUGAGAAAGAUCAACCAGUCAGCACUGAACUGGCACCAGCUGGAGAACCUGACAAACUUCAUCAAAGCUCUCACAGUGUACGGCUUGAAGCCCCAUGAUAUCUUCGAGGCCAAUGAUCUGUUUGAGAAUGGCAACAUGACGCAGGUCCAGACGACUCUGCUCGCCCUCGCCAGCAUGGCCAAGACCAAGGGCUGCCAGUCGCGGGUUGACAUUGGCGUGAAGUAUGCGGACAAGCAGCAGAGGAUGUUUGACGAUGAGAAGAUGAAGGCUGGACAGUGUGUCAUUGGCCUACAGAUGGGGACCAAUAAGUGUGCCAGUCAGGCAGGUAUGAGUGCAUAUGGCACCAGGAGACAUUUAUAUGAUCCCAAGGCUCCAGUCCAGGCCCCCAUGGACAACACCACCAUCAGUCUGCAGAUGGGAACAAACAAAGGGGCGAGUCAGGCUGGGAUGACGGCUCCAGGAACGAGGCGUGCCAUUUACGACCAGAAGCUGGGCACAGAGAAGUGUGACAACAGCACCAUGUCUCUACAGAUGGGAUACAGAGACGGGGCUAACCAGAGCGGGCAGAACUUUGGCUUGGGACGGCAGAUCUACGAUGCCAAGUACUGUCCCAAAGCCACUGAGAUUCCAGGUGAUGAAAAUGGAGCUGGUGUCGCCCGUGACUACAUCCCAGAUUACCAAGACGAGGGCUACCAAGGCUACCAGGAAGAGGAGCAGGUGUACCAAGAUGAUGGAACAGAUUAUUAAAAGAUUGGAGGGAGCUGAGGAAGGAAAAGCGUGAUUGUGUAAGGCUGGCAAGUUCUGCGAGACAGAAAGGUGGUUUAUCUUUUAUAUCAUUAGGAUGUUGCACUUUUUUUUUUUUUUCUUACUUUCUUUUGUAGGCCGUAUCCUCUUAGUAUUGUACGAAAAUGUCUUCUUACCCCUGUUUGUACAAAACCAUCUACACAUAUCAUCAUGAGCUGUAUUUCUGUAAUUUCUUUAUAUAUUUGAAGUGACCACAAAAGCCAAUCACUUGGCUUGGCUAGAUAUCCCAGGGAUUUCUGUCCAUGUGCCAAAGUUUUGUUUUGGUUUAUUUUUUGUGUUGGUGUUUUUUGUUUGUUUUUUUUUUGUUUUUGUUUUGUUUUUUGUUUUUGUCCUCCUGUGGCUUUGCUAACACAUUAGUUUCAUUGAGGGAUCCCAAGACUUUCUUUAAGGGCAACAUAAACUAAAAGUGAAACCUUAGGGAUUUUUUUUUCUUUCUUUCUUUCUUCUUCUUUUUUUUUUUUUUUUUUUUGUGCGUUAACAAUAAAUGGUUAUGAGAAAAUGCAUCUUUCCAUGAAAUCACCAGUGCUUAUGUUCCUGUAAUAGCUGUAUCAUCUGUGUUUUAAAAGGAAAAAAAAAUCCUGUGAAUGAGAAUGUAAACUUAUUUCGUGUUAGUUGUUACUUCAGUAUCUUCUUCAUCCUUUCAGUAUUGACACGCGGUAAUCGUCAGUUUUGGUUAUUCUGGCAGAUGAGGGAACAAAAUGGAUUUGUUAGAACAAACCAGUCUUCUUUAAAUUCUGCUAUUUCUCUCACUUCUUUAUUUCACUCUUUUUAACAGAGGAAAUAUUUCCUUUGUUUGCAUAACCAAUCUGACUGGAGAGAGGCUUGUUUUCUUUGGACAGUGGAGGAGUGGAUAAAAUGAUACUCAAGUGAAGUUUUGAACAUUCCAAUCAAGAAUACUGGAUUCUUCUUUGUUUUUCAGUGAACAAUGUUUCAGUGGCUCAUUAGAUAUUGGUUGAUAUGCAAACCAAUCAUAUAUUUGAUCAUGUAAGAUUAUUAUUUAUACAUGUUUGAUUUUUUUUUUUUUUUUUUGAAUGGAGGCUGUUUUGUACCUUGACAUUGAAUAAAAUUUGGUAUUGGA
Molecule: messenger RNA, 2241 nt
Organism: Pundamilia nyererei
Lineage: Eukaryota; Metazoa; Chordata; Actinopteri; Cichliformes; Cichlidae
Gene: cnn2
Product: calponin 2
Exons: 7
Coding region: 153-1106 (317 amino acids)
Biological process (GO): actin filament organization; actomyosin structure organization
Cellular component (GO): focal adhesion; actin cytoskeleton
Molecular function (GO): actin filament binding
Source: RefSeq, a predicted model, not a curated record